CAUGUAUGUAAUAUAUUCAGUGUCACAAUGUUUAUGAACAUUAUGUCCGCUCACUCAUGCGUUUUAAUAAUACAGAUCUAGCUAGUCCAUGAAACAAAAUAUCCUAGUUGCGUCGACAAAAUGUAUUUAUAAACGAUAAAAGAAACGUUUAUAAUUCACUUUAAUUCAUUCUUAAAUAAAUAUGAGGAGUUGUAAAAGUACAAGAAGUGGAGUUGAGGUGUGGAGAAGUGGCGUGAUAAGGAUAUAAAGAACGCAAUUAUGUAAGCAGUUGUGUACCCAAAAGUGCAGAUUCUACCUGUGUUGACAGGUUACAUGGCGGAUAUAUCACGAGUGGAGGGACGUACUAUAUUGUUUAAAACUAAAACUAUACUUGCUGUUAACCAAACUUACUUUCAACCACACAGAGGAGGAAGGUCCAUUUAUACGAAGAUGUCUGAAAACAGUUGAAGAACGAUCACCGAAUGCGGAUAGAACGGAGGUUGCCGCGGGCGGGGCCAGGGUUGACCUUGCUGCUGGUUGUCUUCCUUGCGUUCGGCCCGGCAGCCUCAUUCUGCCAGGAGAAUGGAACCAGCAGCUUUCGGUCAUGGACGCGGUCGGGGACGCUCGUGCUACGCGUACUGGCUGCCAUUCACGAACCGGAUGGUGUUGGUGGGUGCUCCGGGCGGCUAUCCACGGCCGUCAUCGAGCAUCUUGUGGCACUAGAUUUUGUGGCCGGUGUUUUAGCUAAGAAUGGAGUAGAUCUAGGUUACGAGAUAUUUGACACGUGCAGCAGCGAGGCCCACAUUGCCGCCUUACUGGUCCCAGGAUUCCCAUCGACCACGUGCCAGCCGGAUGCACGGACAAACACUAUAGGGACGCUGGUGCUGGUAGACGUAGAGGGCGGUCGACUGGCUGGUCGGCUGGUUCGGGGUAUGCCUGUGUUCCGUCCUCUUCCGGCCGCUAUACAGUCGGUCUCCGACCCAAUAUUGAUCCAUACAGUUGUCCCAAUGGAGCAAGAACUCAAGGCAAUACUGUCGUUGUUGAAAAACGCUGACUGGAAUUUUGUGGCGGAAGUGCACAGUACGGAUGAGUACGGUAUGUCGGCAUCUGCACGUUUCCAGGCGCUUGCACGGUCAGCAAGUGUUUGUUUGACCAUGAGCGUGGCUGCUGGACAUGAGGCGUUGGACCGGAUAUACUCUUUCGCUCGAAAAGAGGCAGUAGAUACAACUCUUACGGUGGUAUAUUUCGGGAACUCUGAGACAUUCAUUGCAAUGUUAAACUCAACGAGCCCCUCGGCAGGUAUCACGUGGUUAGUGACGUCAGCCAUACACGAGAGCAUUAAAUCCAAAUUUCAUCGAGAACAUGGAGAAGUCUCUGUUGUUCACGUGGACCAUCCGUUCUACGGCAACAAAACGAACCAAAACUGGCAUUUUUAUUCCUAUUUUCAAAAUAUACGUAAUGGUUUCGAGCUUAGCCCGAUCUCCGAUCUGGUUUCUCAGUUGCCAUCCAAUCACUUGCUGGAAUUGGAACCAAAGCACGUGCUUGACGCCGUCCUUGCCGGCGCGCUAGCGGCGAACGACACUCUUCACGUGUCAUGCGGGGAACUUGAUAUAAAACAAUGCUUGGCGACAAACUCUUCCAUUGUUGAAUCUCUUACUGAGACCAUUCUGUCAAACACGGUCAAUGUCACCGAAUUCUUCAAGGACCUCGAGUUUUAUCCAUACGCUUCCAAGGAAAUAAGUUUCAACAAAAACGGAUUUCAGAAUUAUUCCUUUCUUCGCUUAUCGAUGAGUACCUAUGAUAAAGCUAAUGGUGUCGAGGAAAUAUACACACAUGUCUGGGAGGCUGAUGCGGAUGCGGACCAUUGUACGCUCACGCUAGGCGACCCCAGGACGCUGCCUGUCUCUGCCUGCCGUAAACAUUGCGAGAAAUGCGUGCACGUGGACGAGGGUCGGUUCUCGUACUUGCACGGGGAGGAGGCGCUCAUUGUCGGCCUCUUUACCAUCCGUAACUAUGGUUACUCCACAUUCACCUGCGGGUUACUCCGAAACGAGACGAAUGACAUCAUCACAGUUUCAGCGUUUAUGCAUUCAGUGCAAGAAAUGCGUAACACAACGGGCAUUGAUUUCGGUGCGUUAGCUAUUGAUGAUUGUUACAACGGAAUCAACACAACCAGCUUUCUUUUCAAAUUUCUAGACAAACGUUUGAUUUUGACGGAUUUCACAACUGGUCACGUGGUAGACGCGGACCGCGUAGUUGCGGUUGUAGGAUCUCUGUCGUCGCCCGUAACGAUACUUAUCGGGGACAUUGUAAACGCGGCAAACCUUCCGCUAGUAUCUUACAGUGCGUCUUCUAUGGAGUUAGACAACCGUAUCCGAUACCCGUACUUCCUGCGUACCGUGCCUAGCGAUCCGGUACAGAUUCAUGGCAUGAUACAGCUGGUGGUGCAACUAGAGGUCAACCACGUCGGUCUUGUAUAUAUUGAUGAUGCGUAUGGUAUAAACGGGAAAGAAGGAUUGCUUAAUGAGGCUAAACUUAAAAACAUUUGCAUUAGAGACCCAAUUUCCAUUUCACAAGAUAUGACAACGUCACAGUUAGAUAAAGUCAUUAACAAGCUUUUCACCCAGCAAGUACGUGUCGUGUUGUAUUUUGGAAUAGACACGUUGGCGCGUCGACUACUUCUUACCUUUAAAGACAACGAUAACCAAGGCAAGCCGCUUAUAUUUAUAGCUAGUGACGGUUGGGGCACGAACCGCGAGCUGGUAGCGGCGGAAGUAGAAAAGGCCAGCCUUGGUGCCCUUGUGUUCACUGUAUCAGCCAAGGAGUUCCAAAGUAUUUCAUACAGACAGUACCUAGCUGGUUUAAACAUUUCUCAAACAUAUUUUAAUAAAUGGAUCCCAAACUAUUUCGAGAACAUUAAUUAUUGCAAUUUGAUUUCAUCAUUUGAAAAAGACAGGUUUCGUAAUGGCGCUAGGUGUGAAAAAGAGACGAUGACUACAUACUUGAACGAUUCGCUUGUCGGCAAUUUGGUCAAGGACCAGAGAGGUGUUCACACGGGCCUCGCCGUACAGGCGGUGGCUUCCGGUUACAAACAAUUCUGUACUGAACGCCAAAUCCGCAGCAUCCCCUGCUACCAGGCGGCCCGCACUUCCCCGACCGACCUGGUGAACAGCAUCCGGCGUCAGAGCAUCAGCGGCAAGCGCUUGUUUGAUGAGAGCGGAAACGGAAAUAUAGGGUUCACCAUUCACAACAUCCAGCUGGACGCAGAUGGACGUGCAUUCUACAAAGAAAUCGGCAGCUUUGGGACGGAUGGACGGUUAACCCUCACAUCAAACCCGAAGUUUUACAACAACCAUCGAAAGAAUGUGUCCCUGCAGGAUCCGAAAGAGGAGUUUUACUACUACACCCGCUGCGCCAAUUACCUGAGCACUAAUGAGUGUGACCCCAUGAUAUGUGUCGUGCCGAUCAACUCGACCGUGACCACUGCCGGCACCGUAACAUCGACCUCCGCGCCGCCCACACCAAUGCCUGUGCAAAGUAGUCAAACGAUGGAGGUGAUCGUGGUGAUCCUGGGCGCCCUGCUGGCUGUGUUCGCCAUCAUCCUGGUACUUAUUUCUGCCUUCCUGUGCCGGUUCUACCGCCCGCCGGCCCCCACCAAAGCAAUCUCAGAUGAAGAGCUGGAUGUAUAUGAUUCGCCAUCGUCCGUCACUCGAACGUUUGGCAAUCUAGCCUUCGACAUGGACAGUUUAACCGGCCGACAGCACAGCCAGUCUGGGUCAGUGAUUGGCUCGGCGUCGGCAGAUAGCCAGGUCCAGUACGCGGACAUCCGCGGUCAAAGCCAUCUGUCCGACAGCGACUUGCUACGUCUUCAUGCCUUAAGUUCCAUGGAACGACCAAGUUCAGUGGCGUCAGCGCCUGUGUCCCGUCUACACAAAAUCAGUAAAACACCUGCCUUACAGAAGUAUAAGACGAUGGAUUUGGUGGGAAAGCCGGGCAAAUAUAAACAGUCUCCUGGAGCACCGCGUUCAGCUCCAAUGGGGAGUACGACGAUGCCUGUCUACCGGUCACGUGCCGAUUCUUCCCCUCGCUUCCGGUGCCCAAGCUGGGAUAAAGACGACCCUCACUACAUAUACCCAAAUGACAGUCAACUUAAAAGGGCCGUUCAAACUCGACACAAUGCGGUGAGUGACGACGACUUAUCUGAUUCGCCAGACACGCAGGUGGAGGAGAGGUCGGACCCUAGGAAUCAAGAAUCCCAAAUACAGUACCUGAGUGCACGGGACCUUCAGGGAGGGAGCAGCGAUGAGGAGGACGCCGCGGAGGAAGGGGAAUCUCAAAACACAGAGAGGACUGGGGAUGCCCCGUCUGGUGUAGGUCCAACAAGCAAUAAACGGAUUACAUCAUCCUCCAGUACUGUAAUAACCUCACCUAAUGACCUUGAAAUAAUAAAUAUAAACUUCCCAUAUAACAAAAGACAUGUACCAGUAGACAUGAAAUGUCACGGUUCAGACAAUCAGUUCACAGGGAAGUCAGACAAAAGCGGAACGCGCGCCCAUGUUCCGGAUAUCAUUAACUCCGUACACAGUCCGUACCAGCACGGGAUCGAGGAAGACGGGGUCUUCAUGAUAUGAUGUAACUACCGUACCACAUAAGGCGAUGUGAAAUCGGAUCAAUUAAUUUGCUCAAACGUUUUAAUUUCAAGUACAGUGAAUACUUAAAUAGUUCAGUUUGCAUGCGAAGGCAACCAUUGCAAUCACUAGGUUAAUGUUAGAGGAACGUUUAGUAAUGUUGCAGGGAAUUGCAAUAGACGUAAAAAGUCGAAUACAUUUGGUACUAAAGGUGACAUUUUACUCAGCCAGAGACGUGCAAUAGAAAAUGUGGUGGACAGUUUUUGUGUCAAUCGGCUAAUUAUUGCAUGAUUUUUAUCUAUAUAUAUUUUUAAAACGUAUUCAUAUAAAUUACCAGUACAUUCAUGUUUUAUAUGUGUAUACACGUUUAUGAUCAGUUUUAUAACAUGUAUGUGACUGUGCUUUUCUAAAUAAUAGUAUUGUUUGUGCAUGCAACUUUUAUCUUUGUUUAUUUGUAUUUAGAGGAGAGAAAUGCAUUUAAUACUCAACUUUUUUUAUCAUAAUUCAUAAGCGAUUGCCGUAAGUGUAUAACCAUGCCGGUUGUGCUGUCAUGUUGUACAUUACGUGUGUCAAAAUACAUUUGGAACAUA
This is a messenger RNA of Mya arenaria, 5197 nucleotides long. RefSeq lists its product as uncharacterized. Lineage: Eukaryota; Metazoa; Mollusca; Bivalvia; Myida; Myidae. The record is from RefSeq and is a predicted model, not a curated record. The transcript has 9 exons. Gene Ontology annotation, molecular function: adenylate cyclase inhibiting G protein-coupled glutamate receptor activity. Bases 462 to 4610 code for a protein of 1382 amino acids.